GCGUCCCAAGAUGGCGUCGUGGCUGCCGGAGACUCUCUUCGAAAUUGUAGGACAAGGCCCCGCGCCGAGCAAAGACUAUUACCAGUUAUUGGUCACCCGGUCUCAGGUCAUCUUUAGAUGGUGGAAGAUCUCUCUGAGGAGUGAGUAUCGAUCAACAAAACCUGGAGAACUGAAAGAAACCCAUGAAGACUUCCUAGAGAAUUCAAAUCUUCAAGUUCAAAUUGCCAUAAUAUUUGGUGCAAGAAUAGUAGACUAUGUCUUCAACUUGUGUGAAGGUAAAUUUGACUUCCUUGAACGGCUCUCAGACAAUUUACUCCUGAAUAUCAUAUCUUAUCUGGAUCUCGAAGAUAUUGCCAGGCUUUCUCAAACAUCACGCAGAUUUGCAAAGCUGUGCAUGUCUGAUAAACUGUGGGAGCAGAUAGUUCAGUUGGCCUGUGACACCAUCACUCCUGACAUGAGGGCCCUGGCAGAGGACAUGGGCUGGAGGCAGAUGUUCUUCACCAACAAGCUCCAGCUCCAGCGGCAGCUGCGCAAGAGGAAACAAAAAUACGGAAGCCAGAGAGAGAAGCAACUUUAGGACGUUUUCCUACUAGCAGGGGAGCUGACGCAUGGCUGUGUUUCUCUUUCAUGUCCGAGUCUCUUCUGUCUCCUUUUCUUAAGAACUAAGAUGUUUUGCUGAUUCAAGGAGCCAUUUGAAAAGCAUAGAGGAUUUGCACACAAAUGCAGCAGAACCUGGCUACCCAGUGCCUUGCUUGAAUCACUAUCUCUGUCGUUCUUAGGUCAAAUUGUGGCCCAAAUACAAGGGCUGCAAAACAGGAAGCCCUAUCCUGAAACCCAUAAGAAAAGUGGCUUCUGCUAUAUAUAAACCAACAAUAAAUGAUUAUUA
Messenger RNA from Propithecus coquereli (Coquerel's sifaka), 886 nucleotides. RefSeq names its product F-box protein 36 (gene FBXO36). Gene Ontology annotation, molecular function: protein binding. NCBI's taxonomy places the organism in Eukaryota, Metazoa, Chordata, Mammalia, Primates, Indriidae. Bases 11 to 577 code for a protein of 188 amino acids. The transcript is spliced from 4 exons. The record is from RefSeq and is a predicted model, not a curated record.